Molecule: messenger RNA, 1631 nt
Organism: Gorilla gorilla gorilla (western lowland gorilla)
Lineage: Eukaryota; Metazoa; Chordata; Mammalia; Primates; Hominidae
Gene: ARFRP1
Product: ARF related protein 1
Exons: 8
Coding region: 97-702 (201 amino acids)
Biological process (GO): Golgi to plasma membrane protein transport; protein localization to Golgi apparatus; intracellular protein transport
Cellular component (GO): Golgi apparatus
Molecular function (GO): GTP binding; GTPase activity
Source: RefSeq, a predicted model, not a curated record
GUCCCGUCAGGCGCCGCGCGGGGUUAGCGCGGGGUCAGCGGGGGUCAGCGGGGGUCAGCAGCAGCGGCUCCGAGGGCGCGGCGGACGCAGGGCAGGAUGUACACGCUGCUGUCGGGCUUGUACAAGUACAUGUUUCAGAAGGACGAGUACUGCAUCCUGAUCCUGGGCCUGGACAAUGCUGGGAAGACGACCUUCCUGGAGCAGUCGAAAACCCGAUUUAACAAGAACUACAAGGGGAUGAGUCUAUCCAAAAUCACCACCACCGUGGGUCUAAACAUCGGCACUGUGGAUGUGGGAAAGGCUCGGCUCAUGUUCUGGGACUUAGGAGGGCAGGAAGAGCUGCAGUCUUUGUGGGACAAGUAUUAUGCGGAGUGUCACGGUGUCAUCUACGUCAUUGACUCCACCGACGAGGAGAGGCUGGCUGAGUCCAAGCAGGCGUUUGAGAAGGUGGUGACCAGCGAGGCGCUGUGCGGUGUCCCCGUCUUGGUGCUGGCCAACAAGCAGGAUGUGGAGACGUGCCUCUCAAUCCCUGACAUCAAGACGGCCUUCAGCGACUGCACCAGCAAGAUCGGCAGGCGGGACUGCCUGACCCAGGCCUGCUCGGCCCUCACAGGCAAAGGGGUGCGUGAGGGCAUCGAGUGGAUGGUGAAGUGUGUCGUGCGGAACGUGCACCGGCCGCCGCGGCAGAGGGACAUCACGUAGGCGCAGCCGCGCUGCCGUCGGGACGGCUGGUCCCCUGGUGCUGGAGGAGUGGCCUCCUGUUGGCUCCCAUGCUGCUGAUCUUGGGGGUGGGUUUGCUUUGCUUUGGGGUUCUUCUAUUUACUUUGUUUUCUCGAAAACAAACUUUCCUCUAUGUCUGGAAAAGCGUAGGCAUCCGGAGGCUUUGGAGGGGAGUUUGGCAGCCCGGCUGGCCCAGGCCCUGCAGCGGCAGCCUUUCCACAGGGCGCAGCGGUGGCCUUUCGAGGCCCUGUCUGGGGGGUCUGAGGGAGACCUGGUUGGGAAUUGGGGCUCCAGUGCUCAGGCUGGCUUGGGCUGCAUGAGGACAGCCCUGUGGGACCCUCGGGAGACCCCGUGGCUGUCUGUCCGCCCCAUUGAGGAGGAGGCCUGUCAGCCAUGGCUGCCAUCUGGCUUCUGCCCUGUGACCCCGUGACCCUGGAAGUGGUCUGGGGCUGAUCUUGCCUUGAGGAAGACCCAGGCCAUGUUCCCAAAGGCCAGCGGGGGCCCUGGAUUGUGAUGCAGCCUCUGGACAGGGCUGAGGAGGCCUGUGGGGGAAGACAUAUACCCGACGCCUGGGCCUGGCUUCACCUCAUCUUAAUGCCCCGGGAGGGAGCUGACUGAUGCAAAAAGCUGAGGGGGCCUGCUGGGAGUGGCUGUUUUUAUGCCCCAGCCCUGCAAGUUGGGGAGUGUUUGUGGGGGUCCAGAGCCCUCCCCCAGCCAGGAGAGAACCUCCUGGAGGGGUUCUCUAUGGGGCCCUGUGUCCCCUGCUCGGGAGUAAGGCUGGUCCUGGGGUCCUCCUUGCACAGCCCCCACUGGGCCUGCCGAGUGCUGUGUUCUUCCUCAGUCUGGCUGUGGGCAGGAGCCGCCUGCCCAGUGCCACCCAGGGUGAGUGCAAAAUAAAGACGGCGAGUGUG